AUGUACAAGGCACGGUUCAAGGAGUGGGGCCUCGAAAAGAAUGUGACAGCAGCAAAGGUACACAAGCUGAUGCAGAAGGUGGAGGAGGCGGGCCGAACAGAGGGGAGCCCGUCAAGAUCUGGCGGAAGAAUCGGCAGCGAGCGGGUCGUGUUGGAUGUGGGCGAGGACCUGGACGUGCGACGUAUUCAGAAGUAUAUGAAGCGCAAGCCUGCGGGGCUUGAUAAGCUGCCGGCAGCGUCCAAGAGAUCGCUGGAGGUGAUCAAGUCCUUGUCGGUGGACGGUGGGAAGGGAGGCUCUGGCCGGGUGAAGGUGUCAAUCCCUGUGGUGAAGCUUCACCAGCAACGCGAGCAGAGCCCGUCGGAGUUUUCGCUGUCAACCUUCUCCGUGGACUGGCCUUCAGGACCGGACCUGCCGAGCGACAUCAUCGGGCUGCUCCAAGCCUUCAUAGACCACCAUUUCGACUGCCCGUACCCCUUUACAUCAAUUGGAAACUCGACAGUCAUGCAGCUAUGCCGGCAUGACGAGACGAUGUUGGACAUCGCCCUCAAGUUUCGGAUCGCGCACAUGCUUCUGGACAAUGGGUUGGCGAGUGAGUGCAUGCGGAUCGUCAACGCACAGCACGCAAGCCCUUUCGACACACGGCCGGCGACGCAGCUGAUUCUGUGGGCUCUGUCGAUAGAGUCCGAGAUGAUGAGUGAUUUCAGGCACUCGUCGAACAAGGUAGUCUCGCAAAUGGUUUCGGAGCGGCUGGCAACUCUCUGUGCCGGAUACCAGCCCACGAUGGCAGAACUGGCCAAGCGGGUAUCCCAGCUCAGAUCGCCUGGGCAGACAGCGAUUUUGAAGCUGGCGAGAUGUUCGAUCUCGCAAGCACUGUCCGUUGCUGCCGAGUACGAACCUGCAUUCGAGACAUAUUCCAAGACAGUGGAGAUUGCCGAGAGCCCGCUGUCAGCCGAAUACAAGUUUCAAGCACUCCAAAGAAUCACAAGCAGCCCGAUGGUGCGUAGCUCGCCAUUCUUGGAAGGGUGGGUGGAGAGCCGCAUAGCUCUGUCAGCAGCCGAAUCGACAUCUCCAUCGGUCGAGGCGCUGCAGUGGUACGGUGAAGGCUCGUCCCCGUCGUGGCUGGCUCAGGGACAUGGCAAGAUGGAAGAAGUGAUUAACGCCCUAGAGGUCAGAUGUAACUGGCACAAGGCGGCAGGUAACUGGCAAGUGGCACAGCAGCUUGAGAGCCGGUAUGGGUCGAUAGUCCAAACCGUGUGGGGUUGCAACGAGACUGCGCCGCAAGGCAUGGGAGGCAACCUCGACAUCUGCUGGAGCUCCUCCGAGCCCAUGACGAGCUCCUUGGCGCCGGUAGAGCCGGGCGGUUUCCACAUGGCGGCCCCUGACAUGACGGUCAGGAUGGGUCAUGUGGUGGGUGAUAUUCCAGGCGAGAUGCCAGGCUGGGAAGAGAUCCAGCCGUCGCCCCAGCAGCAGCAGCAGCAGCAGCAUCAAGCCCAGAUGUCGUCGCAGGGAGGGUCUUCGUCGACAUCUCCUUGGAGUGCAGCAGAUGCAAGUCAGUGGCAGAUGGACCCCGACUUUGGGACAGACCGGGGGAGGUAUGGUGGUUCAUAUUGA
Diaporthe batatas is the source of this 1611-nucleotide messenger RNA. RefSeq lists its product as uncharacterized. The transcript has 2 exons. The record is from RefSeq and is a predicted model, not a curated record. Lineage: Eukaryota; Fungi; Ascomycota; Sordariomycetes; Diaporthales; Diaporthaceae. The coding region runs from base 1 to 1611 and encodes 536 amino acids.